Molecule: messenger RNA, 960 nt
Organism: Arxiozyma heterogenica
Lineage: Eukaryota; Fungi; Ascomycota; Saccharomycetes; Saccharomycetales; Saccharomycetaceae
Gene: TRR1
Product: thioredoxin-disulfide reductase TRR1
Exons: 1
Coding region: 1-960 (319 amino acids)
Biological process (GO): removal of superoxide radicals; cell redox homeostasis
Cellular component (GO): cytoplasm; cytosol
Molecular function (GO): thioredoxin-disulfide reductase (NADPH) activity
Source: RefSeq, a predicted model, not a curated record
AUGGCUCAUAAUAAAGUUACUAUCAUUGGUUCUGGACCAGCUGCCCACACCGCCGCCAUCUAUCUAGCUCGUGCCGAAAUUAAACCUGUCAUGUAUGAAGGUAUGCUAGCUAAUGGUAUCGCAGCAGGUGGUCAAUUGACUACCACCACAGAAAUUGAAAACUUCCCUGGUUUCCCACAAGGUCUAACCGGUUCCGAAUUGAUGGACAGAAUGAGAGAACAGUCCGUCAAAUUCGGUACUGAAAUCAUCACUGAAACCAUCUCUAAAGUCGACCUAUCCUCAAGACCUUUCAAACUUUGGACCGAAUUCAAUGAAGAUCAAGAACCUAUCACCACCGAUUCUAUCAUCCUAGCUACUGGUGCCUCUGCCAAAAGAUUACACUUGCCUGGCGAGGAAACUUACUGGCAACAAGGUAUCUCUGCCUGUGCCGUUUGUGAUGGUGCCGUGCCAAUCUUCAGAAACAAACCUCUAGCAGUUGUCGGAGGUGGUGACUCUGCCUGUGAAGAAGCCCAAUUCUUGACCAAAUAUGGUUCCAAGGUCUACAUGAUUGUUAGAAAGGACUAUUUGAGAGCCUCCACUAUCAUGCAAAGACGUGCUGAACAGAACGAAAAGAUCGAAAUCCUUUAUAAUACCGUCACAUUAGAAGCUAAGGGAGAUGGCAAGUUAUUAAACGAAUUGAUUCUAAAGGACGUCAAAACCAACCAAGAAAGAUCUUUACAAGUCAAUGGUCUUUUCUACGCCAUCGGUCAUACCCCAGCUACUAAGAUCGUUCAAGGCCAAGUAGAUACCGAUGAAGUGGGCUACAUCAAGACCGUUCCUGGUUCUUCCUUGACUUCUGUCCCUGGUGUCUUUGCUGCAGGUGAUGUUCAAGAUUCGAGAUAUAGACAAGCCAUCACUUCUGCUGGUUCUGGUUGUAUGGCUGCUUUGGACUGUGAAAAAUAUUUAACUGAGCUAGAAUAA